CAGGAAUUGGAUGAAGUAAUUGAUCACUAAUGAACUACAGUGCUGGUGAGAUGUGUAAGAAAUUAUAAAGAGCUCUGAUGGGCUAUUUGGGUGAUACCCAGUGCAGUGAACUGCAGGAUUUUUGUCCCUGAGUCAUGGAAGACAGAAGAGCUGAAAAGUCAUGUGAACAAGCAUGUGAAUCACUUAAGAGGCAGGACUAUGAAAUGGCCCUCAAGCACUGUACAGAGGCCCUUCUUUCUCUAGGCCAGUACUCCAUAGCAGACUUUGCGGGGCCUUGUCCAUUGGAGAUAGAACGCAUCAAAAUUGAGAGUCUUCUUUACAGAAUUGCCUCAUUCUUGCAACUGAAAAACUAUGGGCAAGCUGAUGAAGAUUGUAGACAUGUGCUGGGAGAAGGACUGGCCAAGGGAGAUGACGCCUUUCGAACCGUGCUCUACUGCAUGCAGCUGAAAGGAAAGCUCCAACCUGUAUCCACCAUUCUUGCCAAGUCACUGACCGGAGAGUCCCUGGUAUCAUUUGGAAAAUUGCAGACAGCAACUUGUAAUGUCCUCUCUGGAUAUCAUGUGGAAGACUUAGAUGAGGGGUCUUGUAACGGUUGGCAUUUCCGCCCACCACCUAGGGGAAUCACAAGCAGCGAGGAAUAUACUUUGUGUAAAAGAUUUUUAGAGCAAGGAAUCUGUAGGUAUGGUGCCCAGUGUACUUCAGCACAUUCCCAGGAAGAACUAGCAGAAUGGCAGAAAAGAUAUGCUUCACGACUGAUAAAAUUGAAACAGCAAAAUGAGAAUAAACAGCUCUCAGGCAGUUACAUGGAAACCCUGAUAGAAAAAUGGAUGAAUUCAUUAUCUCCUGAGAAAGUGCUUAGUGAAUGUAUAGAAGGAGUAAAGGUAGAACAUAAUCCUGACCUGUCGGUUACUGUCAACACCAAAAAAUCUCACCAGACAUGGACCUUUGCUCUCACUUGUAAGCCUGCAAGAAUGCUGUAUCGUGUAGCAUUGCUUUAUGAUGCUCAUCGUCCUCAUUUUAGUAUCAUUGCAAUAUCUGCCGGAGAUAGUACUACCCAGGUAUCACAAGAAGUCCCAGAAAACUGUCAAGAAUGGAUAGGAGGAAAGAUGGCCCAAAAUGGAUUAGAUCAUUACGUGUAUAAAGUCGGGAUAGCAUUUAACACAGAAAUAUUUGGAACUUUUCGCCAAACCAUAGUUUUCGACUUUGGAUUGGAGCCAGUACUCAUGCAAAGAGUAAUGAUUGAUGCAGCUUCUACAGAAGAUCUCGAAUACCUGAUGCAUGCAAAACAACAGCUAGUAACCACAGCUAAGCGUUGGGAUUCUUCAUCUAAGACUAUUAUAGAUUUUGAACCUAAUGAAACUACUGAUUUGGAGAAGAGCCUUCUUAUCAGAUACCAAAUUCCUCUCUCUGCUGACCAGCUGUUUACUCAGUCCGUUUUAGACAAAUCAUUGACCAAGACCAACUAUCAGUCACGGUUGCAUGACCUUCUUUAUAUUGAGGAGAUAGCCCAGUAUAAAGAAGUCAGCAAGUUCAACCUUAAAGUGCAAUUGCAGAUUCUAGCAAGCUUCAUGCUGACUGGAGUUUCUGGAGGUGCAAAGUAUGCUCAGAAUGGACAACUUUUUGGUCGCUUUAAGCUUACUGAAACACUUUCUGAAGAUACUUUGGCUGGACGACUGGUGAUGACCAAAGUCAAUGCUGUUUAUUUAUUACCAGUCCCUAAAGAGAAGUUAGUACAGACCCAGGGAACCAAAGAGAAGGUUUAUGAAGCUACUAUUGAAGAAAAAACAAAAGAAUAUAUAUUUUUAAGGAUAUCCAGGGAAUGCUGUGAAGAACUUAAUCUUCGGCCUGAUUGUGACACACAGGUUGAACUUCAGUUUCAAUUAAAUCGGUUACCCCUCUGUGAAAUGCAUUAUGCACUAGACAGAAUCAAGGACAAUGGGGUUUUGUUUCCAGACAUCAGUAUGACUCCCACCAUACCCUGGAGUCCCAACAGGCAAUGGGAUGAACAAUUGGAUCCUCGACUAAAUGCGAAGCAGAAAGAGGCUGUUCUGGCCAUAACCACUCCACUUUCAAUACAGCUGCCGCCUGUGCUUAUCAUCGGACCCUAUGGAACAGGCAAAACAUUCACACUAGCUCAGGCCGUCAAACAUAUUCUGCAGCAGCAGGAGACUAGGAUUCUCAUUUGCACCCAUUCUAAUAGUGCUGCUGAUCUCUACAUAAAGGAUUAUUUACAUCCAUAUGUAGAAGCAGGCAAUCCCCAGGCAAGACCUCUCAGGGUAUAUUUCAGAAAUCGCUGGGUAAAGACUGUCCACCCAGUUGUGCAUCAGUACUGUUUGAUCUCAAGUGCACAUUCCACCUUUCAGAUGCCACAGAAAGAAGAUAUUCUUAAACAUCGAGUGGUUGUUGUUACAUUGAAUACUUCCCAGUACCUCUGUCAAUUGGACCUUGAACCUGGGUUUUUUACCCACAUUCUAUUAGAUGAAGCUGCCCAGGCCAUGGAGUGUGAAACCAUUAUGCCUCUAGCAUUAGCAGCUAAAAACACUCGGAUUGUCUUGGCUGGUGAUCACAUGCAGCUCAGUCCUUUUGUUUACAGCGAGUUUGCCAGGGAGAGAAACCUUCAUGUUUCAUUACUUGAUAGGCUCUAUGAGCAUUACCCUGCCGAGUUUCCAUGUAGGAUCCUCUUAUGUGAGAACUACCGCUCCCAUGAAGCUAUCAUCAAUUACACCUCUGAGCUUUUCUAUGAGGGCAAACUGAUGGCCAGUGGAAAGCAACCAGCACACAAGGAUUUCUACCCACUAACUUUCUUUACAGCACGAGGGGAAGAUGUACAAGAAAAAAAUAGCACAGCUUUUUAUAAUAAUGCAGAGGUAUUCGAAGUGGUGGAGCGUGUAGAAGAAUUAAGAAGGAAGUGGCCAGUAGCAUGGGGGAAGUUAGAUGAUGGCAGUAUUGGUGUGGUGACUCCAUAUGCUGAUCAAGUGUUUAGGAUACGUGCUGAACUUCGAAAAAAGCGGUUAUCUGAUGUUAAUGUAGAAAGGGUGCUAAAUGUUCAAGGAAAGCAGUUCAGAGUUUUGUUUCUUAGCACAGUACGUACAAGACAUACUUGUAAACAUAAACAGACACCAAUUAAAAAGAAAGAACAACUUCUGGAAGAUUCCACAGAGGACUUAGAUUAUGGUUUUUUGUCUAAUUACAAGCUUCUCAAUACUGCCAUCACAAGAGCACAGUCGCUGGUUGCUGUGGUGGGUGACCCCAUUGCUCUGUGCUCUGUUGGAAGAUGCAGGAAAUUUUGGGAGCGGUUUAUUGCCCUAUGUCAUGAAAAUAAUAGCCUACAUGGAAUCACUUUUGAACAGAUCAAGGCCCAGUUAGAGGCUUUAGAACUAAAGAAGACCUAUGUGUUGAAUCCUCUGGCGCCUGAAUUUAUCCCUCGGGCUCUAAGACUGCAGCAUUCAGGAAGUACCAACAAACAGCAGCAAUCACCACCAAAGGGGAAAAGCCUCCAUCAUACUCAGAAUGAUCAUUUUCAGAGUGAUGGAAUUGUUCAGCCCAAUCCUUCCGUACUUAUUGGCAAUCCUAUUAGAGCAUAUACUCCUCCACCCCCUCUUGGACCUCACCCAAAUUUGGGAAAAUCUCCAAGCCCCGUUCAAAGAAUAGAUCCUCACACUGGGACAAGUAUUCUUUAUGUACCUGCUGUCUAUGGAGGGAAUGUAGUUAUGUCGGUGCCUUUACCUGUACCAUGGACAGGAUACCAGGGUAGGUUUGCAGUUGAUCCUCGAAUUAUUACACAUCAGGCAGCGAUGGCCUAUAAUAUGAACCUAUUACAAACACAUGGACGGGGAUCUCCUAUACCUUAUGGCCUUGGACAUCAUCCGCCUGUCAGCAUAGGGCAGCCACAAAAUCCGCAUCAGGAGAAGGAUCAACAUGAACAAAAUCGAAAUGGUAAAAGUGAUACAAAUAAUCCUGGACCUGAAAUUAAUAAGAUUAGAACACCAGAGAAAAAGCCUACAGAACCAAAACAGGUUGAUUUGGAAUCAAAUCCACAGAACAGAAGUCCUGAAUCACGUCCUGGUGUUAUUUAUCCCAAUACCAAAUUUCCUCGCAAAGAUAAUCUCAACCCAAGACACGUAACUCUUCCGCUUCCUGCUCCCCAUGCACAGUAUGCAAUCCCUAAUCGCCAUUUCCACCCCCUCCCCCAGCUACCAAGACCACCGUUCCCAAUUCCGCAGCAGCACACCUUGUUAAAUCAGCAGCAGAAUAAUUUGCCUGAGCAACCAAAUCAAAUGCCACCUCAACCAAAUCAGGUAGUCCAGCAGCAGAACCAGCUGAGCCAGCAGCCUCCGCAGCCGCCACCUCAGCUUUCCCCUGCAUAUCAGGCAGGACCCAACAGCGCUUUUUUUAAUAAUGCAGUUUCUCAUCGACCACAGUCUCCUGCUGCAGAGGCUGUGAUUCCUGAGCAGCAGCCCCCUCCCAUGCUGCAAGAAGGCCACAGCCCUCUGAGAGCCAUUGCACAGCCCGGCCCCAUUCUUCCUUCACAUCUGAAUAACUUCAUCGAUGAGAACCCACCGGGAUUACCUAUAGGAGAGGCUUUAGAUCGUAUCCAUGGGAGUGCAGCUCUGGAAUCGCUAAGGCAGCAGCGAGCACGGUUGCAGCAGUGGGACGAGCAUCACGCCUGCCUCAGUCAGGGCGGUAUUCCGUACCCGCACCAGCACCACCCCCACCUCCAGCGUCUUCCUCGGCCACCCCUAGGGCUACAUCAGCCACCCGUGAGGGCAGACUGGAAGCUCACCAGCAGUGCCGAAGACGAAGCAGAAACAACAUAUUCAAGGUUUCAAGACUUACUCAGAGAACUGUCUCAUCGUGAUCAAAGUGAAACACGGGAACUAGCUGAAAUGCCACCACCUCAAUCAAGACUUUUGCAAUACAGACAAGUGCAGACUAGGAGCCCACCAGCAGUCCCGUCUCCCCCAUCCGGUACAGACCACAGUAGCCACUUUUCUAACUUUAAUGACAACAGCAGAGACAUUGAAGUAGCCAACAACCAAGCAUUUCCGCAGCGCCUCCCACCCCAGAUAUUCAGCUCUCCUUUCUCGUUGCCAUCUGAACACCUUGCCCCUCCUCCCCUGAAAUACCUGGCACCUGAUGGAGCAUGGACUUUUGCUAACUUGCAACAGAAUCACCUAAUGGGGCCUGGCUUUCCCUAUGGCCUACCUCCAUUGCCUCACAGGCCACCACAAAACCCUUUUGUACAAUUACAGAAUCAUCAACAGGCUAUUGGUCAAGAGCCAUUUCACCCAUUGUCAUCUCGAACAGUAUCUUCUUCUUCGCUCCCUAGCUUAGAAGAGUAUGAGCCCAGGGGACCUGGUCGGCCCUUGUACCAAAGAAGAAUCUCAUCUAGCUCAGUUCAGCCUUGUUCUGAAGAAGUAAGCGCUCCUCAGGAGAGUCUGGCCCAGUGUAAGGAGCUUCAGGACCACAGUAGCCAAUCUUCUUUCAACUUCUCAUCCCCGGAGUCCUGGGUAAACACCACCUCAUCUACUCCCUACCAGAACAUUCCGUGCAAUGGAUCCAGCAGGACAGCUCAACCCAGAGAAUUGAUAGCUCCACCCAAGACCGUCAAACCCCCUGAGGAUCAGCUGAAGUCGGAAAACCUCGAGGUGUCCAGUUCCUUCAACUACAAUGUGCUGCAGCAUCUCGGCCAGUUCCCACCCCUCAUGCCCAACAAGCAGAUCGCGGAGUCGGCCAAUAGCAGCAGCCCCCAGAUCUCUGGUGGGGGCAAGCCUGCCAUGUCCUAUGCCAGUGCUCUGAGGGCCCCUCCCAAGCCCAGACCCCCCCCUGAGCAGGCCAAGAAGAGUAGCGACCCUCUGUCUCUGUUCCAGGAACUUAGCCUUGGGAGCUCGUCGGGCAGCAAUGGCUUUUACUCCUAUUUUAAAUAAUCACUUUUUUUUCCUCAAGGGAGAAUGUUUUAAUUUCUGUUUGUAUCAGUAGAAUUAAGGUAGUUGGACUUCAUCUAUAGAUG
This is a messenger RNA of Propithecus coquereli (Coquerel's sifaka), 6010 nucleotides long. RefSeq names its product helicase with zinc finger (gene HELZ). Gene Ontology annotation, biological process: regulatory ncRNA-mediated post-transcriptional gene silencing. The transcript has 31 exons. NCBI's taxonomy places the organism in Eukaryota, Metazoa, Chordata, Mammalia, Primates, Indriidae. The record is from RefSeq and is a predicted model, not a curated record. Gene Ontology annotation, molecular function: ATP binding; hydrolase activity; metal ion binding. Bases 135 to 5927 code for a protein of 1930 amino acids. Gene Ontology annotation, cellular component: cytosol; P granule.